AUUCUUAAUGAUAACAGGAACAGGAAAAGUAUUGUGAUUAUCAGUUCAAUUGAGUCAUUGUUCUUCUCCCUGGGAUCCUCCCCCUUGAUCGGGGUGAACGGUUAAUGAGUUUUCCAGCGCUUGUUUUUGUGCCAUCAAAAGAAAGGGAAAGAUUAACUGAAACCACCUGAAAAGACCCUGUGAGAAAAAGCAACCCUGCCUUUUCAGGAAUAAGAAUGAGCUGAGGAGGAUCGUGCAUAGAGGGCUGGAAUACUCACCAAAUGCUUCUGGAAACAAUACAAAUAUCUAUAGAAUGAGGAUUUUUCUUGAAAGAAAAGAUCCGUAUUUUCUCCCGGGAAUACCUGAAUGACGACGUUUGACCAGAGGAAUUGGAAGGCCUGAGAUCGCAGUGACAGCGAAAAGUCCACAUGACACCAUGCAGACGAAGUAAGCUUGUAGAGGGAAGCUAAAGCCAUGGGUUCGUCUCAGAGCUCUGGUUCAACCUCUGGAAACAAUGAGUCUUCUGCUGCAGGACCGUCCACCUCGCUCCCACAAGAGUUUCCUGUUCCUCUGGAGAUCCUGGAGGAGAUCUUCCUGCAUCUACCUCCCCAUCAGGUGGUUGGUGUUUGUCAGUCAGUGUGCCGUCAGUGGAGAGAAGUGGCUGACAGUGAGUCUCUGUGGAGAGAGCGAUGUCGAAGAGAGGGAUAUCGCCCCCGUGAUCCUUCCAAGAUGACCAAAGACUGGAGGUUGUUUUACUUCUUGUGCAAGAAGAGAAGAAAUCUUCUAAAGAAUCCCAAAGCAGAACAUGGAAUUACAGACUGGAAGAUCCUGGAGAAUGGAGGUGAUGGGUGGUCUGUGGCCGGAGUCAUGGUGCCACAUCCGAAUGAGACGGUCCAGAAAAACUUUGUGACUUCUUACGGGAUGUGCAGGAAGUCCCAGCUGAUUGAGCUGGAGGUGGAAGGUUACAACCCAUCGUUCAUGGAUCGAUUUCAGCCAGAAAUCAGAAUUUCUGAUUGGUGUGCCCCACGAUGGGAUUGUGGCUGUGAGUACAAUAUCUGUGUAGAAUUAUUGGAUGAAAAAAAAAAGCCUAUACAGACGUUUGCUCCUGAGAGAGUUUACUUUGAGCAGUGGAACGAUCAGAGUUGGACUCAGAUCACCCAUGUAUUCCAGGACUAUGGACCAGGAGUGAGGUACAUACACUUCAUCCAUGGAGGCAAGGACACACAGUUCUGGAAGGGAUGGUAUGGGGUUCGUGUCACUGACAGCUGUGUUGAGAUAAAUCCAGCGAUGGAUUCUUAGAUACUCACAAACAUUCUGCUUCCUGCCACUUUAUAACUAUUUCAUAAUUGCACCUGGUUUUCUGUAAUCUGCAGUCAUUUUACAUGUUGAAGGAGAGUUUUUUGUCCUAUGUGUAAGAGGCUCUGACUCCUGUAUGUGCAUCAGUUUCUUUGUGAAAUGUCAUUGUCAUAACACCCCCAAAGCCUCAUCGAGACCUAAAUGAGGAUUCAAGUUAGCAUAGCACGCUUCUGUGAUACACGGUUCAUGAGUUAAAGCCGUGCUCUACAGCGGAACUGAAACAACAUAUUUGUCCCCACACAGGUCAAAGGGAAAGUUUAAAAAAUAGAAAUCCUAAAUAUUUCAUGGGAAAAUUCAGGUUAAAUAAUUGUAAAUUCGCCAAAGUGUCUUACUCACACAUCUCUGCAUUGAGUUUGGUUGUUUUAGUAACAUGUCACAUCAUCCUCCAAAUCACAUUGAAUCCAAAUUAAAUUUAUUUUAGAUACGACACUGAAUGAAGUCCCUGUUUACUUUUCAUUUAUGUUUUGUAUCUGCCUUGUAAUUUGUGAUUACUGAAUGAAACAUCAGUUCCUACAUGAUUGAAUACAUUAAAGCACCAUCUUUACUUUCUAGAUAAUUAUAAUCCGUCUCUCUGUUGUUGCUGUCACCCCCAAAGCCUCAUCGAGACCUAAAUGACGAUUCAAGUUAGCAUAGCACGCUUUCAUUUAUGUUUUGUACGGCUUGUAAUUUGUGAUCAAGGUCUAUCUACUGAAUGUUACAUAAACAUCAUUGCCUACACGAUGGAAUAAAAUAAAAUAAUUAUAAUCCGU
Pungitius pungitius (ninespine stickleback) is the source of this 2084-nucleotide messenger RNA. RefSeq names its product F-box only protein 6-like. The coding region runs from base 454 to 1278 and encodes 274 amino acids. The transcript has 7 exons. Gene Ontology annotation, biological process: SCF-dependent proteasomal ubiquitin-dependent protein catabolic process; glycoprotein catabolic process. Gene Ontology annotation, cellular component: SCF ubiquitin ligase complex; cytoplasm. The record is from RefSeq and is a predicted model, not a curated record. NCBI's taxonomy places the organism in Eukaryota, Metazoa, Chordata, Actinopteri, Perciformes, Gasterosteidae. Gene Ontology annotation, molecular function: ubiquitin protein ligase activity; protein binding.